CCAACUGCAUUGGUCAAGUCCUUUAAACUCGAGAUCUUCUUGAAUUGAUCAAACAUGACCAAAAAGACAAGAACGAGCGACAAACUCCGCCGACUUGUUGGCUAUUUCUUUCCUUAUCCUCAUAAUUGCCAUCUCAACAUGCUGAGGCGGCUGGACGAAAACACUCUCAGUCACGGCCAUAAAAACGAAGAAAAUGAACUACAAGCUGUAAAGAACGACAACAUACGUGAAACAAAAUCAACUGCACCAACGAAAUCACCCGCAAGGCGGCCAGCCAAUACUGGUUUACGCGACAGAGAAAAUCGUCAAACGCCUAGUAAAUCUCGAGUACUUGACGUCCAUCGAGCUGCACUAACGCCAACAACACCUACAAAGAACACGAAAAAACCCUAUGUCUUUAAAGACCCUCUGAAAUCUCUUAAUCAGCUUCCAUUAAAACGCAAGAAGGAUGAGCUGUUGAAAAAGAGCUUGAAAGAUGAAUGCGAAGUUUCCGCAGAUAUAUCUUCGCCUGUCAGUAAGAAGCUAGACCUGGGUCCUGUCGAUGAAUCUGAAGUAGAAUAUGCGCCUCCAAGAGCUCAAGAUGAGUUGUACCAACCGGAUUUUAGCAUCGACUUGUCACCAUUCACUGAUACUCCAGAUGCCCGCGCAUACGAAAUGAACCAUAUCUCAGAGAUAGACACGAUAAUAAGACAUCCAAAGGAAAAGGAGGGAGACAGUUUUGUGGACUUGCUCUUUAAAUCCCUGGAUCGAAAAAGCGAAGCGCUGGAUGUCACAUCGAAAGUGUCACCUUCAGUAGUAGCUGAAAGCUCUUUACUGCCUGAAAUAGAUCAAUCUGAGAUAGAGUACGCACCACAACCGGAAGAAGAGUUACCUUACCGACCAGAAUUUGAAAUUGACUUGUCUAUCAUUCCUCAAGAACCAAAUUAUGCUGUAUACGAAUUUGGGCACUUGUUGGACGUACCAUCAUCAAUUAAAUUGUUGUUUGAAGAAGAGGAGGAAGGCCAAACCGAUCGUUUUCCGCAAGAUGAAUUUGAAUUUGUAUUUGGUUCCGAAGACAUACCAAACGACCUCGAUGAUGAACAGCUUAUUCGUGUCCCCUUUGAUGACUUUCAGUUCGAUGUAAAUGCUUUGUCUGCCUAAACGUACUUUUUCCCUCGCCCCUCUGUAUAUAGCGCUAGCACAGUCCUCACGCCCCAUCAUUUGAAGGCUUUUCAAUUCAUAAUAUAUCGUAUUACUAUCUUACGUAGCCCUGGAUUAUUGUAGUAUUGAUAUGAUUGAGCG
Molecule: messenger RNA, 1281 nt
Organism: Umbelopsis ramanniana AG
Lineage: Eukaryota; Fungi; Mucoromycota; Umbelopsidomycetes; Umbelopsidales; Umbelopsidaceae
Exons: 6
Coding region: 55-1140 (361 amino acids)
Source: RefSeq, a predicted model, not a curated record